AUCUAGUUCCCUUGCAUUGGAUUUCACAUAUCGAGUGAUAUUCCCAACUGCACUCGUACAUCGGGAAGGCAUAUGAUCGUGCAGAGUGCCUCGAAAGUAUGAGAAAAAGGCGGAAUAGAUUCCCGAAAGGGCAAAAGAGCGAAGCUUAACAAUUAACAUAAAGAGAGAUUAUCUUUUCAUGUAUCUCCACCUUCAAAGAGAAUCUGUAAGAUUUUGAAGCCUGGUCAUGUCCUAUAUUGAGCUGAGUACACAUACAUUAAGGGAACUGCCUAGUCUCGAGAACCCGAAACAGUAUCAACUCCGAAGGCGAAAUGUUGAACACGUUAAAAACUAUCCGUUAUUGCGACUCCGCCUUUGGUAUUCGAUGCCGAGACACUGUUCAGUAGGGAACGCCUGUUAUAUACUUGCCAAGCAUUGCAUGACAUUGAUUUGCAGAGAGAGAUGGACUUUGCGAUCACACCACCUCCGGCCAAAACCGUGAGUGCUGCAAUGGCGAUUUCUCAAUUCCCAGAGAACCCCAAAUCCCUGAUCUUGCAUCAAUGCAAGACACCAAGAGACCUCAAUCAGGUCCAUGCCCACCUCAUCAAAACCCGCCUUAUCUUCAACCCGUCCAUCGCCGAGAACAUCCUCGAAUCGGCGGCAUUAGUCCUGGCCAAUUCCAUGGAGUACGCGGUCUCCAUAUUCGACAAGAUCGCAGGACCCAAUUCAUCGGCUUACAAUGUCAUGAUCAGGGGAUUCACAUAUAAACAGUCACCCGAGAGGGCUGUGGCCCUGUUUGAGGAGAUGUGCCAAAACUCGGUCCAGCCUGAUGAGUUUACUUUCCCUUGUGUCCUGAAGGCUUGCUCCAGGUUGGGAGCUCUGAGUGAAGGGAAACAAAUCCAUGCCCAGGUUUUGAAGCUCGGGUUCGGGUUAGAGGGAUUCGUCGGCAACACCCUGAUUCAUAUGUAUGCAAGCUGUGGCGGAAUCCACAUUGCCCAUAAAUUGUUUGAUCGAAUGCCUGACAGAGGGGUCAUGACUUGGAAUUCCAUGUUUGCUGGUUACAGCAGGAGUGGUAAUUGGAUCGAGGUCACGGAGUUAUUUAGAAAGAUGUUAGAAUCAGGAGUCCAGUUCGAUGAGGUGACGAUGAUCACUGUUCUGACCGCUUGUGCGAGGUUAGCUGAUAUCGAACUGGGAAAAUGGGUUGGGGACUAUAUCAAGGCGAAUGGACUGAAGAGGAACCCCACUUUGACCACUUGUCUAGUUGACAUGUAUGCGAAAUGUGGCAGUUUGGACCUCGCGCGGAUAUUGUUCGAUCAGAUGGAACAGAAGGAUGUCGUCGCUUGGAGUGCCAUGAUAUCAGGCUACUCCCAAGCAAGGAAAUGCAAAGAGGCGCUUGAUCUUUUCCAUCAGAUGCAAGCUGCAGAAGUGGACCCGAACGAGGUUACCGUGGUGAGUGUGCUCUCUUCUUGUGCAGUCCUCGGAGCCCUGGAGACGGGAAGGUGGCUUCACUUGUUUGUCAAGAAGAGAUGGGUGAAGCUCACUGUUCCCCUUGGGACUGCACUGGUGGAUUUUUACGCAAAAUGCGGAAUGAUAGAUAAGGCCAUCGAGGUGUUCAUGGAGAUGCGCUGCAAGAAUGUGUUUUCCUGGACAGCGCUGAUUCAGGGUCUUGCUAGUAAUGGGCAGGGAAAGAGGGCUCUUGAUUUCUUCCGCCAGAUGCAAGAGGAGAACGUUCCUCCGAAUGACGUGACCUUUCUCGGGGUACUUUCAGCGUGCAGUCACUCUGGUCUAGUCGAAGAGGGUCGGGAUUUCUUUGUCAGUAUGAACAGAGACUUCGACAUCGAGCCAAGGAUGGAACAUUAUGGCUCCAUGGUCGAUAUUCUCGGACGAGCUGGGAGGAUUGAGGAGGCUUACCAGUUUAUAAACAACAUGCCAAUUAUGCCAAACACUGUCAUCUGGAGAACACUAUUAGCUUCUUGCAGGGCUCAUAAGAAUGUCGUGUUUGGGGAUGAGUCAAUUAAGCGCAUAGCGGAAAUAGAACCUUUGCAUAGUGGCGACUACAUUCUCCUGUCGAAUCUAUAUGCCUCUGUUGGCAGGUUGGAGGAUGCAAUGAGGGUGAGGAGUCUGAUAAAAGAAAAGGGUAUCAAGAAGGCACCGGGAUGUAGCUUGGUCGAGCUCGAUGGAGUUGUUCAUGAGUUUCUAUCAGAAGAUGAUUCGCGUUCUUGCUCGAGCGAGAUAUACAGAGCGACUGAGGACAUGAUAAACCGGAUCAGAUCUGCAGGUUAUGUCCCUAACGUGGAAGAAGUUAGGUUAGAUGUGGAGGAAGAUGAUAAGGAAGUCUCGUUAUCUCAUCACAGCGAGAAGUUGGCCAUUGCAUUUGCUCUUAUCAAGACACGCCCCAGGACUACCAUCAGGAUUUCGAAGAACCUCAGAGUCUGCUCAGACUGUCACAACGCAGCAAAAGUAAUCUCCAAGGUGUUUGAUCGAGAGAUCAUUGUCAGGGAUCGGAACCGAUUCCAUCACUUCAAGGAUGGAUCCUGCUCCUGUAAUGAUUUCUGGUGAACCAAAAAAAAAAAACUAGGAGACUGUAUUCUCAGUUCAUCAAAUACAGAUUUGAUCUUAUUAAUGUACACGGAGCUUGAUCUUCUGCA
Molecule: messenger RNA, 2627 nt
Organism: Punica granatum (pomegranate)
Lineage: Eukaryota; Viridiplantae; Streptophyta; Magnoliopsida; Myrtales; Lythraceae
Source: RefSeq, a predicted model, not a curated record